Messenger RNA from Periophthalmus magnuspinnatus, 721 nucleotides. Its product is annotated as lecithin retinol acyltransferase-like. The record is from RefSeq and is a predicted model, not a curated record. The transcript has 5 exons. Gene Ontology annotation, molecular function: phosphatidylcholine-retinol O-acyltransferase activity. The coding region runs from base 1 to 672 and encodes 223 amino acids. Gene Ontology annotation, biological process: retinol metabolic process. Lineage: Eukaryota; Metazoa; Chordata; Actinopteri; Gobiiformes; Gobiidae.
AUGGUGCCUCUCUGUUUCCUCCCGGUUCUUUUUGCCGCUUUGACCCCGAAACAGGAAGAGAAGAAGAAGAAGAAGAACCGACAGGAAGAGGACGAAGACGAGUUUAAACGAGGAGAUCUGCUGGAGGUCCCACGCACACUCUUCAUCCACUUUGGGAUCUACCUGGGAGGAGGCAGAGUGGCUCACUUCAUCCCUGACAUUAUGCCUGUGAUCAGCAGUGACCCAAAGAAGAUCCAGAAGAUGGUGACCAACACCAGACUCAUCUUAGGCGUCCUCCUCAAGCGCGGCAGUGUACGAGUCGACUCUGUGGAGGACUUCGCCUACGGGUCUGAAAUCCUCGUCAACCCCACAGACAAGGUCUGCAGCAGUCUUCCUCCUCUGGACCCAGAGGCAGUGGCUCUGAGGGCCGAGCGGCUCCGGGGACAGGUCCCUUACAGCCUCCUCUGGUUCAACUGUGAGCACUACGUCAUGUACUGUCGCUACGGCACCAGCAUGAGCUUCCAGACCUUCCAGUUCUGUAAGACGGUCCGAAGCCUGGUGCUGAGUCGGGCCGUUGCCAAGGUGACGUGGCUGCUGGGGGCGGGGCUUGUGCUGUACCUUCAGGCUGCUCUGAGCCCCUACACGCUCCUGCUUUUACUCCUGAUGCCCUUCCUCGUCUGGAUGGCCUCGUGACAUUAUUCCUGUAACAGACACAAAUAUUAAAAAUAAUCAAAUAAACUUC